Molecule: messenger RNA, 172 nt
Organism: Geodia barretti
Lineage: Eukaryota; Metazoa; Porifera; Demospongiae; Tetractinellida; Geodiidae
Source: the annotation of a GenBank genome assembly
AUGCCAUUACACAAUGUUGUUCAGAAUGUGCGGGAAUCGCUAGGUCACUCAUUCUUCAGCUCAUACAGGGGGCGGAUUUUACAUCACAACUGUGUCAAAGCUUGCAUAAGUUUGCAUAAUUUAGUGUCUACUCUUAGAUAAGAGGAAAAUAGUGGGAAAAAAGGGAAUUUGC